This is a messenger RNA of Aedes albopictus (Asian tiger mosquito), 3390 nucleotides long. Its product is annotated as transmembrane protein fend. Bases 1243 to 1956 code for a protein of 237 amino acids. NCBI's taxonomy places the organism in Eukaryota, Metazoa, Arthropoda, Insecta, Diptera, Culicidae. The record is from RefSeq and is a predicted model, not a curated record. The transcript is spliced from 3 exons.
CGGAACCGACCGGACCGGGCCCGCACUCCACUCGCAGCACUAUGCUGAAGCUGAUGUUCGAUGAAUGCUCGCUCACAGGGCCUGGCUUUUGGCUCCCUUGCUGCUGCUGCUACUCAGUAGGAGCCUUUUCAUGAUGCGUUGUUCUCGACGACCAACGAUGCUGCGGCAGAGCCAGCAUGCUGCAGGACGACGACUCGACUCCAUCCACACGGAUGAUGAUGAUGGCGCAUGAGGCUGGGUGGUGGAGCUGUUUGCACGCCAAGCCACACCAACAAACACCGAACAGUCAGGCAGCCAGCCAGCCACCAGAACCUGCGAAAAAGGAACAAAAUUCUCAGUUUGCACCGAAUGGUUUUCUCAAGCGGACGCGAGAAACGGGGCGGUUUCGCUGGAUUUUGCGAUUUUGACGUUUGUUUCGUAGGGGUGGUGGAAAACGCGUUCUUUUUUGACUAUUGAAACAAGCGACGGGCGAGUCCACCUGAAAGGAUUUCGGAGAUCGAUAGAACAGGAGGGCCGUCGAUAAUUGGGCCGAGGUUGAAUGGUUCGAGAAGCGGUUGUAUCCGAGUAAACAAUAGGAUGGUCGAGGAAGUGUUCGCGGGUCAAACGUAGUGUUCAGAAGAACGUUGCACGGAGCCGUCGGUCAUAUGAAUUAAUAAAUUAUUACGGAGCAGAACCUCCGCGAGACGUGCUGUCCUGGCGGUGAGGUUCGUAGUCGUGUUUUCUGCCGUGUCGUGUCCCCUCCAGUUGUUCGGUCGUCGUCCGGGCCCGGAGGGACGGUGGAGUGCGGGAGCUCGCGAAUGCAAGAAGAACGGCAAAGAAAAAGAUAAAUAAAGUGAUCUGGAAGCAGGGAAGCGAUCCGGUCUGCGCGCGGCGGAGCUCCGGCGAAGAAUCAGAAUUCAUAAAAGGGAAGAAGAGCAAGAAGCAUGAAAAAUGAUGCAAUUAUAUAAUUAAGAAGUUUGAAAUAUUUUCGUCUGUGUGUGAUGUGAGAGCAACGGCUACGGCAGAGGUCUCCGCGAGGCUGUUCCCUUCCUCUGUUCCUGCCAGGAGUAUAUUAUUAUUUUUCACGGUCUCUCAGGUUUCGCGAGUGUGUCCCGUCUACCUACAUCGAAGUCGCGAAGGAGAAAAAUUCUCAGCGAUUAAGAUCGAUAUCGCACACCGCGCGAGCAGCGAAGAAGACUCAAGGAGACAGACAACCCACGUGGAGGUCAGCGCGGUUCAGCAGCAGCAGCAGCAACAGCAACGAUGGGGCCAAUCAAGUUCAACCUGUCAGUUGCCUCGGCGGCCACCGCCGCCGGCUUGAUGGUUUGUUUACUGACAACGGCCACAUUGGUCACAGUGGGUCACGCAGCAAUAGCGACCGCAGCAGAUGGCAGUGACGCUGGUCAAGCAACGCCGAAUGCAGCGAUAGUGAAUAGAAAGGUGACAGCUGAUGGCGGCGACGGCAGCAACAGUGGUCAUCGAGAUGAUGAGGAAUUGCCAGCGAUGUCAAAGCCGACGGCGGCGGUGGUGGUAGCGGAGGAAAGGGAACCGUCGGCAUCGGCGGCGGAAUCAUGCCGGGAGGCCUGCUCGAAAAAGCACUCCACAAAGGAAUCGCUUUGUUCCCAGCGCCGGAACUGUUCAACGUGCCAACGAAAAUGCAUCCUCGAAAGUCUAUCUCCGUCCACCAGAGAUCCCGCCCACCGGCUAACGCUGGUCCUACUGCAGAUGAUCCGCAACGAGUCCCUCGUAACGGCCGAUGUCGCAUGGGUCAAUGCAGCCGACAGCCGUUCCAGUGCCAAUCGCUCCCAACAACAACAGCAAAAUCAGCAACAGCCACAACAAUGCCUGGUCACGUGGGAAGUAUCCGGCGGGGGAUUGAUGGGCAACCUGCUGACCGAAUCCAGCACCGUGCAAUUAUCGCUUUGGCCCGAAACCAACUAUCGGGUGCAGGUCACCUGCCGGAGCAAGGUGAGCUAAACAAGAUCGAGACAUUGGGAACCGAGAAUAUUAUUUUAUCGUUUUUUUGCGAUGUUAUCGUCUGGUGGUUGGUCGGCCGGCCGACCACCAAGUGCUAUUUUAGAGCAAUUCCUGGCUUAAUUAUGGUAAUUUUAUUGCAACUAAAAUGUGAGGCAAGGCACUAUGGGGUGAAACUUGAAAUGUGGCGAUAGAAGCUUUAUAAAAACUGCGUUCAAAAGUUAAAAAAGAACACAAAUCUGACCAAGAAUAGUAUAUUAUGUGUAAAUGGGUUAAUAAUGUAAAAAAAAGUCAUAAAAUUCGGUUAAGAAUACUUCCUAAAGGGUGAUACGGUCAAAAUUUGGUCACACAAUUUGUUUCAUAACUUGAGACUGCGUACACCAAAACAGCUGUUUUUUGAACCAGUAAUGGUACAUUAUAUGUAGCUUAUACCAUAAAAUUUUCAUCAGAAUCGGUUUAGUAUUUGCAAAGAUAUUGUGAGUCCUAAAAACUGCAAUUUUAAAAUUUUGUACAAAGAGGAUUGAAAAAUUCAAACACAUUUUUACUCUUUUAUUUAUAGAGCCAGAAAUACUGAACCAUUUUCAAUGAACAUUUUUCUGUACGUAAAGUAUACAUAUCAAAAUGUCGUGUAAAAAUUUCAUUCAAUUUGAUCCAGCCGUUACAAAGUUAUAUUUGUUUAGGUGGUCAAAUUUUGUCAAGUCAAGUCAAAUUUUGGCCACACAUUUUUUUCAUAACUUUAGAUUGCGCACACCAAAACAGCUGAUUUUUGGAUCAGUAAUGGUACAUCAUAUGUAGCUUGUACCAUAAAAUUUUCAUCAAAAUCGGUCGAGUAUUUGCGGAAAUAUUGUUGAACCCUGAGAUCUGCAAUUUUAAAAUUUUGUGCAAAGAGGAUUCACACAUUUUUACUGUUUUAUUUAUAGAGCCAGAGAUAUUUAACCGAUUUCAAUGAAAAUUUUUCUGUAUGUGACGUAUGCACAUCAAAAUAUUGUGUAAAAAUUUCAUUCAAUUUGAUCCAGCCGUUACAAAGUUAUAUUUGCAUAAGUGGCACCCGGUCAGUUUUUUUCAUAUUCAAACUGCUACAACUUUAAAAGAAUUCAUACAAAAUGGCUCAAAAUUUUACUAAGAACAUAUUUUCAUAAUAGUACUAUACUGUAAAAUUUUGAUAAAAAUCGGAGCAGUAUUGGUAGUUCUAUAAUCAAAAUUGUGCUUUACUGAUCUUAAAUUUCCGAAAAUUUACUAUGGAGCGCCUUUGUACAAAAUUUGAAAAAGGUAGGUCGAUAGUUUUAUCUAUAUAUCAACCAAUACUCAAUCGAUUUUGAUGAAAAUUUUAUGGUGUAAGCUACAUAUAAUGUAGCAUUACUGGUCCAAAAAUCAGCUGAAAAAAAAUGUGUGACCAAAUUUUGACCGUAUCACCCUUUAUUCGAUUAUUUUGAAAUG